CCUCAACGCUCACUCUCUUUGAAGAUCCGUACUAAUACUACGCGCGAGCGCGUACUGUCUUUCUCUACUUAUUACAAGUCUUUCUUCGCCGGUACAUAGUCGACCAGAAACGCAAGCCUCGGAAGCAUUUUGACGACGAUCAAAGGGGCAGCCCGACGAUGUACAGAACGCCAAGCUCGACCGUCUCGUCGUCGAGGACGAGUUUACUCCCAACGCAUAGGCGUAGCGCACAGGAGGAAGGGAGGUAUGAAGCGGUGUUUCUGGCUGGACCAAAGAACAAUGUACCGCUCAAGACUGGCCCGCCGUCAUCUGGCCAUGCGUCCUUUGCCGACAAGUAUUCUCUAUCGCCUUCACCGAGAACAUGGGGCGUGUCGUUGUACAUGACGACGCCUGAACCGGACGAUAUCCUGCACAACCCGGAUCCUAAACGAGAUCGAAGGAGUGAUUUUGGGAGUUCACUGCUCACUUCGAGAGGGUUGUCGAAUGUGGGGUGUCUCUCGAUUCUUAUCAUUGGGUUGCUUAUGCUCUUUGGCGGUUACCCCUUGAUCUCGCAUUUCACAAAGGUGGAUUAUACAACCCAAGGAGGGUUCAACCUAGGCGGUAUCAACGCGUCUGGUCAAAUCCCCUCUUUUGCCGGAAACUACGGCUUGAUUGAUAAAGAUACUCCUCGGGAGGCGUAUACGAAGAUAUCCUAUCUGAGAGGGGAGGAAUUCGAGUUGGUCUUUUCGGACGAGUUCAACGAGGAUGGACGGACGUUUUAUCCUGGGGAUGAUCCGUACUGGGAGGCCGUGGAUUUGCAUUAUUGGGGAACGAAUGAUUUGGAGUGGUAUGAUCCUGCUCAAGUAACCACCGCCAAUGGGGCACUGCAGAUCACUAUCGACGAGGUUGCCGAUCCGUCUUUAAAUCACAAUAUGCGAUACAAGUCGGCCAUGGUUCAAAGCUGGAACAAAUUCUGCUUCACCGGUGGCCUGAUCGAAGUCAUGGUUCGGCUUCCGGGAUCCAGUUCUAUCAGUGGCCAUUGGCCUGCAGUCUGGACAAUGGGAAACCUAGGUCGCGCCGGAUAUGGUGCCAGUGUGGAGGGCUUAUGGCCGUAUAGCUACGACUCCUGUGAUGUCGGCACCCUGCCCAAUCAGACAUACCCAGGAACAUCGCUGCCUCUACUCGCGACCACGGAGGGAGAUCCUGCCAACUUCGAUGCCCUGUCAUACCUCCCUGGUCAGCGUCUGUCUGCCUGUACCUGCCCAGGAGAGUCCCACCCUGGUCCUGUCAGGUCCAACGGCGUCUACGUCGGCCGCGCAGCUCCGGAGAUAGACGUUAUCGAGGCUACUGUGGAUCAAGGUGUCGGACACGUCUCCCUCUCGUCCCAAUGGGCACCUUUCAACGCCAGGUACCGAACUCUGAACGUGUCUGAUGCAAUGAUAUUCGAUGAUCCAGAUGUUACUGCACCCAAUACGUAUCGUGGAGGUGUAUUCCAGCAAACUACUAGCGGAUUGGCUUUGACCAACCAAUCUUGCUACGAGCUGGAUGGAGGAUGUUUUACGACGUAUGGGUUCGAAUUCGACGACGCCUAUAUUACGUGGUACAAUAACAACGAGAGAGCGUGGACUGUCUUCUCAGCUGCUAUGGGCCCAGACCCCGAAGUUGAAAUCUCUGCACGCCCCAUGCCUCUGGAGCCCAUGUACAUCAUCAUGAACGUCGGCAUCUCUGAAAACUUUGGCUUGAUCGAGACGGAAAGACUAACCUUCCCGGGAGUCAUGAGCAUUGACUAUGUCCGGGUGUACCAGCCUAAAGGCGCAAAGAACAUCGGGUGUGAUCCGAAGGAAUUCCCUACUGCUGCCUAUAUCGAGACAUACAAAGAGGCGUAUACGAAUCCUAAUUUGACGACCUGGGAGCAGUAUGGACAACCUUGGCCCAAGAACGAGCUGAUGCCAGGCGGAUGCAGUUAAGCGCUCGGGCGCUUGAACGGCCCCUUUUUUCGGUUUCCCUUCGGCGCGAACUCUCUAUGUCACGAAAACUGCUCUCGAUCCUUCUACAUCACCAUACGCCCCGCUCGCUGCUUCACAGUCAGUCAUACCUCCUUCGUGCAUAAUCCCCUGCUUUUACAUUGUUGGCAUGCAUUCAUCCUCCGGACUUCUUUAGACAUCUUCGCGCUUUCUUCUUCAUCGAUUCACGCUGCCCUGAAAGCCCUGAAAUCUUGUUGCACUAAUUACUCGCUCGCUCGUUUCCACUUGUACAUUCGUUCUUUGCUCGCAUUUGGAUGUUGUCUGUGUGUACACCAUUGUCUGUAUUAGUCUGUACAUUACUUCGUUGUUCUGAAUGGACGAUUGAUUCGCCUG
Messenger RNA from Coprinopsis cinerea okayama7#130, 2336 nucleotides. RefSeq names its product glucosidase. Gene Ontology annotation, cellular component: endoplasmic reticulum membrane; plasma membrane. Bases 159 to 1946 code for a protein of 595 amino acids. NCBI's taxonomy places the organism in Eukaryota, Fungi, Basidiomycota, Agaricomycetes, Agaricales, Psathyrellaceae. Gene Ontology annotation, molecular function: glucosidase activity. The record is from RefSeq and is a predicted model, not a curated record. Gene Ontology annotation, biological process: (1->6)-beta-D-glucan biosynthetic process; fungal-type cell wall organization. The transcript is spliced from 18 exons.